This is a messenger RNA of Trypanosoma rangeli, 1608 nucleotides long. Its product is annotated as putative mannosyltransferase-II. Gene Ontology annotation, molecular function: GPI mannosyltransferase activity; alpha-1,6-mannosyltransferase activity. Gene Ontology annotation, biological process: GPI anchor biosynthetic process. NCBI's taxonomy places the organism in Eukaryota, Euglenozoa, Kinetoplastea, Trypanosomatida, Trypanosomatidae. The record is from RefSeq and is a predicted model, not a curated record. Gene Ontology annotation, cellular component: endoplasmic reticulum membrane; mannosyltransferase complex. The transcript has a single exon. The coding region runs from base 1 to 1608 and encodes 535 amino acids.
AUGAGUUCUGCAGAUACGUUAGUGAAAGAGAGGUCGGUGCUACCCCAACAGAAGGAUAUGCUUCUUCGACUCGCCUCGUGUUCGGGAACCACGCUGUUUCUUCUUGUUUGUGGGUCCCGCAUCCUUGUGCUACUUGCAAUGCUCGUAUCAUACGCAGUGUUACCGAGGCUACUGAACACGGAGCUCCUUUUAGACACUUCUGGACUGCUGCACAAUGAUACGGUGGGUCAAUGGGCGUUUCUUGACUUUCCUCGUAAUUGGGACGGUGUUCACUUCUCUCACAUAGCGAACUACGGUUAUUCGCAUGAGAACAAUUGUGCGUUUUUCCCUCUAGUUCCCUGUAUCUUUCAAAUCUUGUCAUGGCUCAAUAAACUAUUUUUCCUAGCCCCCUUCGCCGUUGUUCCUGUUUCCUUUCAGGUUGCUCUGCUGAACGCAGUGUUAAAUGGUGUCUCCGCCAUUUUUUUGCGACGCAUUACGGGCUUGACUCUCCGACGUCCCGAAACAACUGGGAAGGAGAAGUUUGGUGGAACCUGGCUGGAUGAGCUGCCACCGCCACCGCCUCCGCGGCAUGGGAGCCGAAAGGAAAAGGACCGAGAUGGGGACAUCAAGCUGAGGCUGAAACGGGAAUUGGGUGCGGUAGUUCUGAUGUGGAUUAUGAGCCCGACGCUUGUGUUUAGUGUGGUCACCUACACGGAGAGUAUCUUUUGUUGUUUGACGUUUGCGGGAUUGCAUUUGCUUUUGGUUUCCUCUGAAGAAUGUAGAAAAUUUGUUGCCGCAACUGCCGAAGCUGGCGCCGUGUUUUGUUUUUUUUUGGCAGGAUGGGCUCGCUCAAAUGCUUUUUUGUACGUGGGAUUUAUGUUGUAUCCCACGUUGUUGCAAAUAUUUUUCUUUGACACGUACCGGGUACGUUACAUUCAAUAUCACGGAAGCUACAAGUUGUGCCGUCGGUGGCCAAGCGCUGGACGCUGUCUGGUGCUAUUUAUAGAAUUUUUAAUUAUUUGUACACCCUUUCUAUGCAUGAACUACUUUUGUUUUAGUCGGUUUGCGCCGCUCUGGGAUUCCACGACAAGGGUGGCCAUUGGUAACCGAUUUUGGUCCUUCUACGGAUUGGUUCAAAAGCGUUACUGGAAUGUGGGGUUUCUCGGGUCUUACACUAUGAAAAAUUUGCCAAAUGUCUUCAUUGCUGCCCCUGUUGUAUUUUUCACACUUCGAGGACUUGUGCUGUUUUAUGUGCUUCCGGCAUUUGCCAAGGCAUCCACCUCAUUAUCCAAUGAGGGUGCUCGACGCAGCAGUGAAGGCAGGCACAAUAAGAAAGGUGGGAGUAAAAUAUUAUCUUCUUACUUCUCCUUGUUAGGGUGUCUUGUGAAGGUCUCGGUUCAAUCGGCGAACAUGGCGUAUCUUGUGAUCUUGAUUUUGUUUGGGGUUUCUAUGAUGCAUGUAAAUGUAGUGAAUCGUUUCAUUAUGUCCUCCCCCGCACUGUAUUGGAUUUGGGCUCGACAGCUUGUGUGGGAUCCGUGGGGAGGUUGCACAAUCGUGAUGCUCCGCUUUUUUGCAGUGUGGACUUGUAUUGGUAUUCUAUUUUUCCCUAAUAGCAUGCCAUGGACAUAA